Molecule: messenger RNA, 879 nt
Organism: Filobasidium floriforme
Lineage: Eukaryota; Fungi; Basidiomycota; Tremellomycetes; Filobasidiales; Filobasidiaceae
Product: P-loop containing nucleoside triphosphate hydrolase protein
Exons: 6
Coding region: 85-813 (242 amino acids)
Biological process (GO): protein localization to organelle; Golgi to plasma membrane protein transport; intracellular protein transport
Cellular component (GO): Golgi apparatus
Molecular function (GO): GTPase activity; GTP binding
Source: RefSeq, a predicted model, not a curated record
CAUAGGCCAUAGGAUCAUAUCGAUCAUCGAACUCUUUGCUGGUCUGGACCAAAUUGGUCGACAUAGCCCCAUCGAUUCAGAAUCAUGUACCACCUCCUCACCGGAUUAUAUGAACACUUGACGCGCAAGGACGAGUACUCGGUCGUCAUCAUAGGUCUCGAUAAUGCAGGAAAGACCACCAUGCUCGAGAAGAUCAAGACGCUGUACAAUCCUAUCCCCGGAAUGCCAGCUGACAAGAUCGGUCCGACCGUAGGCCAGAACAUCGGAAAGAUCUCUCUCCCCUCGACCACCCUGCACUUUUUCGACUUGGGCGGUCAACGUGAUAUCCGUCAGAUCUGGGAGAAAUACUAUGACGAGUGUCACGCCGUCGUCUUUGUCGUCGAUGCGGGGGAUCAGGGGAGGUUGAGCGAGUGUUGGGAAGUCUUUGAUACGGUUCUGACCUCGCCUAGACUAUUAAACCUCCCACUCUUGCUCCUCGCCAACAAGCAAGACACGCCGACCUCGCUCUCUCCUGCCGAAGUGCGCGAAUCGUUCGACGCCUGGCACCGAGCUCGAUCAGAAUCCGACUUGAACGACUCACUCAAUCUUGACCCUGACGCCAACCCGGACGGAGAGAACGUAUCAGGAGACAACAUCGGCGGAAACACGGCCAGACCUAUGAGACUAUCCGAUGUUGACGGGGCCAAGGCGGAAAGGAUGGCAAGUCUGGACGUACUCGGGGUGAGCGCGUUGACCGGGGAUGGGGUCAAGGACGCUGUAACCUGGUUGUACGCGCGGGUCAGAAACGCCAGGCGAAUAGGCGAUCGGGAUUGAGGCGGACGAGGGUAUAAGAUGAUGGGUCAGAGCGUCCCACAUGAGUCGUCCGCAUGGCUCGUCUAU